AUGAUUUUAUGGCAUUUCCUCGCUUUUCUCAGCACACGUGCAGCAACUCUUUGCAGAUUGCCCAACCAGAAUGACUACACUAUCAUUCAAGAUCCGUUCCUUGGCGAUAUUGACCAUGGUCAGCCAGGCAUCGUCCUUAGAACCUUGUACAAUGAUGACCACCUUCGUUGGUUCAUGGUUUAUCAAAACGAAAUCGACUUCAAACCGUACCGUGCCAUGAAUAUCCCGCCCAAUACGACCGUCUUCAUUGACUUGACAACCUCCUGUUCUACAUUCGCCGGAAGACUCAUCCGCGGCAAUAACAUCAACUUUGACGGCAUGGCCCACAACUUGGGUACAUGGGCUGAGGUCAACUGGGGGAGUUACCCAUCCGCGUACGGGGGAGUGUCUGUAAUUGAAGGCAACGACGGACCAAUUCUCUUCCAGUCUGAGGAUCUAAACACUCCUAUCAUGGGAUUCCUGAUUGAUAUCAUAACUGCUGCACCGAACGAGUGCCAGGAAGUGAAAGACAGUGGAGCCCUGGCGCUGAAGCCAACUGACAAAAACGGGUACGAUAAGAAGACACACAAUUUUACGAAGAAGAUGCUGGACAGCAAUAAGGUUUCCAUCGACAACACUCACGAUGCUACAACCAUGUCCCAUAACGGGAGGUUGAGAAUCAUGUUUCUUCAAGGAAAUCAUUAG
Messenger RNA from Fusarium sp. VM40, 684 nucleotides. NCBI's taxonomy places the organism in Eukaryota, Fungi, Ascomycota, Sordariomycetes, Hypocreales, Nectriaceae. The record is from the annotation of a GenBank genome assembly.